AUGGCAAUGACAGAGUACCAUUCCAAUGGUUUAUGUCCAAAGUCAGCAGCAGUUCAUGUCACAGAAAUAUCCGAUGAAUCGGUUAACCCAACACCAGUGUCUAAUCGUGGAUAUGUUGAUCUUGGUGAUGACUACCUAACUGAACAAAGACUUAGGGAAAUCACAAGGUCUGACGACCUGACAACGGUUUUCACCUUAGAUCUGCAAGUGGAUGCAGAUCGCAUGUCAGUAGGAGACUUUUGGUCAUAUUUACCUAAUCUCAAACAACUGAGGUUAUCUAACAGUAGCAUACAUACUAUUCGAGAUCUUGGAACGAGCCUCAACAACGUGGAAGUUGUUUGGAUGCCACGAUGUCAUCUGAUUAGUCUUGAUGGUCUAUCAAUUUUUACAAAGUUAGUUGAAUUAUACGUAGCAUUCAAUGGGAUUUCGGACCUCAGUCCGUGUGCAAUGUUGCAUAAUAUUGAAGUGAUGGAUCUUGAAGGUAACUUGAUUGAAGAAAAAUCAAAUUUAUCUCAUCUUCGUCUAUGUCGAAACCUAACAACACUUACUCUUGAAGGAAAUCCACUUGUUACCAAGUGUGGUGGGAAGAUAAGAUACAGAAAAGUUGUAAGGAAGACGUUGCCACAAAUAACUACUCUGGAUGAUAUCUGUAUACAGAAAAAUCCCUCUUCAAAUUUAGGAGAGUAUGACAUUACUAAGUUUGACAGUGAGUGGAGUUACAUAAAUACACUACUGAAAGAGGUUGGAUUACUGUCCGUAAGUAAGAAGGGUAUCAGGAGUGCAGACAAGUCGCAAGAUCCUCUUGGAAGUGAAGAAACAAUUGAAGCAGGUCGAUCAACAUUAGGGCUUCGGCCUACCUCAGCACUAAAACAACGGUACCAUGAAAAUACAUUAGGAUGUCGUGGAAGUAUCAGUAGUCAAACUACUACACAUAUGUCUGGAAGUUCAUCCGUUAUGAUGGAUGCCGAAGUUUUUUCAGACGAAGAAGGUCGUGUUUCUGAACUUACUACAGGUGGAAUAAUAUGUGGGGGUAUAAGCUCUGCAUUACGUAAUCGAAGAUCUACUCCAUCAAAAGCUAAAAGCCAUUUGUAUUGCGGUGAAAAUAAUUUAAUGAAAAUGAAAACAGAUAAUCUUAAUUUAAAUGAUACAGCAAAUGAAUCUUCUAUCCAAAAGGCUGACAACAUUACUACAGAUGCGGAAUGUGAUCUUAUUUUAAAAGAGGAAUCUUUAUUACGUGAAGAAUGUGAUAAUGUUUUAAAAGAACUCGCUGACUGGAGAAAAAUGUAUUCACAGUCUCAAGUAUUCAAAUCAUGUAAAAGAAUAAAGAAAACGUCAAAAAUUACCAAUUCUGAUUCGGAAUCUGAUACUAUUCUUCAAUUAGGUAACAGUAAUCAUACAAAAAACUAUGAAAUAAAUGAAAAACUGAAAUGUUAUGAAGAUAUACGAGUUAUUAACCCAGAUAUCAAGUCAGCAAGUUAUUUGAAAAGUAAAAGCGAUGAAAAACAAGAUAAAUGCACAAAGAAAUCUACGAAAGUCACUGAAAAUGUAAUAAUAAAUCGAAAUCUGAAGAAUAAUUUACAUCAUAGAACAAAUAACUCAACAGGUGAAAGUCAUGUGAAGAUUAGGCAAGCAAAUAAUUAUUCAGAUUCAGUUGAUGAUCGGUCCAUUGGUUCUGCAUCAACUUCUAAUACACUGAAGUAUUCAUCAAUCUCACGAAUUUCAAGAACAACUACGAAACUUACUAAAGCUUGUUCAGCAGUUAUUUCAUCAUCGUCAAACUGUUCCUCUAGAAAACAAACAACAGAUCACUCAGCUUCAGGCAUAGAAUGCAUCUUCGAUGAGGAAAUGAUGGUUAACAAGGAGAGUGGUACACAGGAUUCUCAAUAUUCAGAGUAUUCACUUCAAAAAAGCCAACAACAAAAACAACUAUUCAGAACCAAAAUAAUCAAAUCUUCUGAUGUAAAUUUGAACAAUAAAACGAAUAGAAAUGAAUCAGGAAAUAAACUGGUUAUGAAAUUAUCGAAAUCAUCAACUAGUGCUAUACAGGCAUUACCAUCAAAACCUUUAGUGAAACGUGAAGACUAAUUCUUUUUUGUCAAGAUAACUUCUAAUGUGUAUUUGUAUGUUUGCAUAUCAGUGUCUAGAUACAUUAUUGUGUUAACCUGUACUUUUCUCUUUUUUAUACGAAAGAUUAGUUGAUUUCGCUUUAUUUAUCACCGUGACCUCUGUGCUACUUUAAAAUGAACAAAGAAAGAUAUGAAAGCUUGUGAAAACUGAAGAAAGAACAGAACAUACAACAAAGGUAUACUUUAUUUUAUUAUUAUUCGACUACGAAACAUGCCCAUUGAUAUCGUCGAAAAAAGAAAAUUUUCUUCGCUGAAUUAUCUCUUCUUUAUUAUUAUUAUUUGUCCCUUGGGUUCCUAAUGGAACAUAG
Messenger RNA from Heterobilharzia americana, 2434 nucleotides. The record is from the annotation of a GenBank genome assembly. Lineage: Eukaryota; Metazoa; Platyhelminthes; Trematoda; Strigeidida; Schistosomatidae.